Tetrahymena thermophila SB210 is the source of this 1449-nucleotide messenger RNA. RefSeq lists its product as hypothetical. NCBI's taxonomy places the organism in Eukaryota, Ciliophora, Oligohymenophorea, Hymenostomatida, Tetrahymenidae. The transcript has a single exon. The record is from RefSeq and is a predicted model, not a curated record.
AUUAAUAAAAAAAAAUUUAAAAAGAAUAAAGUAGCACAUUUUAAUAAAAAAAGUUUUAUAAUAUUUAUGCAUUCUCAAGACUAAUACGGAAUAGGAAAGAUUGAUUCUUUUCAAUUAAAUAGUUAACUUAGCUAAAAUUUAAAUGAUAUGUACAUGUUUAAUUUGUAAGUAAGUUUGAGUAGGAAUCCUUUUGGAUGCUAUGAUUUUAGUAGAUAGUAAUCUACUCUAUCUAAUAUGCAAAGCGUAGGGAGGUUUUAAUUGCGCAAAGAUACUGCAAUAAACGAGAAAGGAGAUAUUAUCAUUCAACAAAAAAUUAAUUAACAAAAAUAAUAAAAUUUUGAUAAAGAUUUAGAUGCCAUAAUGCUAAACAAAAGUAUUCCUGUUUCAGUCUAAAAAUCACUUAACAUUAAUUCUGAAGAGCUAGAUUAAAGCUUUUUGAAUUUACAUGAACUUAAGAAUUUACCAAUCAAUAUGACUAAUUCUUAAGAUAUUGGUUAAAGUCAGUAGAAAUAAUACAUGAAAAAUUCUUUAAACAAUAGUAUAUUUUUAGAUUAGAGUGACUAGCUAAGAUAAUAAUUUAACAACUUUAAUCCUUUUAAUAUCACUUAAUACUAGAACGAAAGUUUAAUGAAAUAUUCUAGCUAAAAAAAAAAUAUAAAUUAAGAAUUAUUUAUGUAAGUUAGCUUAAUUGAUAAAAAAAUGGAGACUUUAAGUGAACCUGAUUAACAUGCUAUUUAUUAUGACCAAGAAUCAAGCACAGUUUAAAAUAAUUAAGAAAUAAAAUAAUAAUUAGAUGAUUAAAAUAACGAUAAUUCAUCGGACAAUAUUAACAAUAACAAUAAUCAUUUUAUUAGUGAAUAGUAUGAUUAAGAAAAUAUUAAAAAAAGUAAUGUUAAAUUAGAAUCUUCAAAACAAUAAGAAAACCCUUACAGUUACCAAGUUCACUCUGACGAGGAAUAAUAAAAUAAGAAUGCUCCUUCUAAAAUAAAAAAGAAAAUAUCAAAAAAAUCUUAGAAGUAAAACAAAGAAUAAAAAAGAGUAUCAAAAUGCAGAUAAAGUAGACAUAAAAAUGUAUUUAAAAAUUUUGGAGGCACUCUCAUCCGCUUUAUAAUAUAUAAUUAAUAUUUUUAGUAAAGAGUCUCAGACUUAUUUAAGUAAGAUGCAUAGAAAAAAAAACUAUUUUAAGAUUGGCUAUAAAGCAAUAUCAAGCUUGAAAGGAAAAAAGACUUUUAAAUUGCCUGGACGACCUUUAAAACUGACUCAGAAACAAUUAAAGAAUACAAAGAAGUAUUGAGAGAAUUAAGCAGAGACUUCUUUGAAAAUUUCUCAUUUGUAUAUUUGAUAAAUUCAAGAAAAAUAAGUGAUUUAGAAAUACAUCUUAGAUCUAUCCAUACUUAUUUGGCUGGCAUUAACAAUCCUGACUCCCUAGAAAGAUUUAAACCGAUUUGA